AAGCUAAAGGGAAUCAGAGAGCACCCAGGAGAGGUUCAGAGCCUGGCUUGUGGGGUCACAGGAUCCUGAGAUCCAGAUGAAGGCUGAGCCCCCAUCCAGAUCCACCCCUCACCCCCUACACAGUUACACACACAUUUGUAGGCAAUUUGGGAGUGUUCUUGGUCCUUCUGGCUUUGCCUGGAAAGAAUGCCCUCCCCACCCGCUCUGGUUCCAGCCCACCACCCUUACAGGCCUGCAAAGCUCCCUCUUCAACUCUGGACUUUGUACCAGUCACCGGACGUUCAGUUGUUUAUCAGCCUGAGCACCUGCCUGCUGAGGUGAGCCAAGCUCGGCCUCGACCCGCCCACCUGUCCAGGUUCUGCCGGCCCCAGCCGGAAGCUUACUCCGCGGAUUGUGCACAGUUCUUGAAGGUGGGAACAGAAGAGAAGGCCCGGGGGGGCCGGGGAGGGGGUACCCAGGCUCUGCACAGAUCCCCAAGGGGCUCCUGGCAGCAGGAAAGAAGCUACACAUCAGAGUUGGGGACUUGUGCCCUGGGGCUGCCUGGCAUCUGGGGGCCUCCUCAGAGCCAGGGCUCUUUCUGCUUGAGGCUGAGACUCACUGGUGUCAUCAGGCCCCUCCAUGAAUGAGACAAACAAAACACUUGUGGGGCCCUCGGAGCUCCCCACAGCGUCUGCUGUGGCCCCUGGCCCAGGCACUGGGGCUCGGGCAUGGCCUGUGCUGGUAGGAUUUGUGCUGGGGGCUGUGGUCCUCUCGCUCCUCAUCGCACUUGCUGCCAAAUGCCACCUCUGCCGCCGAUACCAUGCCAGCUACCGGCACCGCCCACUGCCUGAGACAGGAAGGGGGGGCCGCCCACAGGUGGCUGAAGAUGAGGAUGAUGAUGGCUUCAUCGAGGACAAUUACAUUCAGCCUGGGACUGGCGAGCUGGGGACAGAGGGUAGCAGGGACCACUUCUCCCUCUGAGCUCCCAUCUUUGGACCCUCCCCACUCCCUCCAUGCCUGACAGCUUAAGGACAGUGGUUAUGACAUGGGGGCCUCGAACCUCAGGGACAGAGGUGGCUGGGGCUUAAAGGUUGGCCAGGGAUGGAGUAAACCCCACUUCCCUGACACUAGCCAGCAAAGUGACAAUGACCCUGUCUUGCUCAGUAACUCUCAAUGGUUCCCUGCUGUUCUCAGGAUAAAGCCAAACAAAGGCUUGAGUGUGGACAUAAGGCCCUCUGUGAUCA
Symphalangus syndactylus (siamang) is the source of this 1223-nucleotide messenger RNA. It is a transcript of the gene C12H1orf210, whose product is annotated as chromosome 12 C1orf210 homolog. The record is from RefSeq and is a predicted model, not a curated record. Lineage: Eukaryota; Metazoa; Chordata; Mammalia; Primates; Hylobatidae.